AUGCCCAAGAAGAAGCCGCAGCUGCCGCUCUGCACGUACGGCGCCGCCUGCACCAGACCCGGCUGCAUCUACCGCCACACUCCCAAGGGCGCCGUGCGGAAGAGCGAGAUCGUCUGCAAGCCAUUCCUGUCGGGAUUGUGCGAGUUCGGGUCCAGGUGCCAGAACAUCCAUCCCGGGCCCGAAGAGGCGGACAAGCUGCGCCGCAAGCAAAAGAAGCCGCAGCUGCCGCUCUGCACGUACGGCGCCGCCUGCACCAGACCCGGCUGCAUCUACCGCCACCCUCCCAAGGGCGCCGUGCGGAAGAGCGAGAUCGUCUGCAAGCCAUUCCUGUCGGGAUUGUGCGAGUUCGGGUCCAGGUGCCAGAACAUCCAUCCCGGGCCCGAAGAGGCGGACAAGCUGCGCCGCAAGUACGCGCUGAUAGCGUGCGAGUGGGGCAGCGCCUGUAAAAACCGCGGCUGCCUAUACCGCCAUCCGGCGCCAGUCGACACGCUUGCCGGAACGCUCGCGGCGGCCAGCCUCGGCGGCGGCGCCAAGCACGCAGCAGCAGCCGCGCCGGUCGGCGGCGAGCUGGCGGCGCCGGCGAGCGGGCAGAGGCGGAUGCCGCUGCUCGCGGGCGGUGUGUGGCAGGAGGACCUGUUGGAGACGGAGGCGGCGGCAGAGGCGGCCGAGGCGGCAGAGGCGGCGGGAGAGGAGGCGGCCGGGGCGGACCCGCCGCCGGCGCAGCCACUCGACCUGCUGCUCUGCGCCGAGUGCGCGAGCGACUCGGCCGCCGGCGCCAUCGACCCCGACGAUGGCCUCUUCUACUGCGACGCUUGCUGGCGCGCCUUUGAGGCGGAGGCCGCGCCGCCGCAGGCC
Molecule: messenger RNA, 855 nt
Organism: Emiliania huxleyi CCMP1516
Lineage: Eukaryota; Haptophyta; Isochrysidales; Noelaerhabdaceae
Exons: 2
Biological process (GO): regulation of mRNA stability
Cellular component (GO): nucleus; cytoplasm
Molecular function (GO): poly(A) binding; metal ion binding
Source: RefSeq, a predicted model, not a curated record